ACUCUUUGAAUGAUCAGAUCAUUGGAACCAAAUGAGAGAAGAUGUUGGCCGGAGCUGCUAAAUCACUUGGUAUAUAUGUACAAUUCCACACAACAUCGUGCUACUGGGUUCUCUCCUUAUAAAUUGACGUACGGCCGUGAGCCAACCAUUCCUUAGAUCAGCUACUCAACAGGGCCUGUAAAGAUUCGGACAGUGAUUAAGUGCAGAAUCAAGGAGAUGCUUUAAAGGAAGCUAUGACCAUUGCUGAGAGCCAGAUCAAGAAAACAAGGGAGAAUGAUAAACGUCUACAUGAUAGACGAGUGCAGGUCAAACCAUUGGAAGUCGGGAAGCGAGUAUUGCAAAGCAAACUGCGUUUACUGGGAGACAAACUUGUUGAUAAAUACCACCGAGACCAGUGUGUAAUAGAGGCGGUGAAUGCUGAGCAGGAUGUAUACACUAUAAGACCUGUUUUAGGUGGAAAGUCAAAAACAGUGAAUCGGAAAUUAAUCAUCCUUGAUCCUCGACUGGAAAUUUGUAAUGAGGAACCAGAAGAGUGGCCAUUGCCUGCUCCACAAAUGGGUGACAACAUGAAUGAGAAACCUUCAGUGAGCAGUGAGGACUCGUCAGAUGAUGAAGCUGAGUUUCAUUUAAGAAUUGAAGUUCCAGAUGAUGUCAUUCCCUUGAAUACGGUUAGUGAGCAUAACGAUAAACAAUUGAGACGUUCAGCCCGUCCAAAUAAAGGAGUACAUCAUAAUCCUGCAAAGUGGCCGAAAUCUGUUCUUAAACAGUAAUUGUGUGUUUUA
Anneissia japonica is the source of this 782-nucleotide messenger RNA. RefSeq lists its product as uncharacterized. The record is from RefSeq and is a predicted model, not a curated record. The coding region runs from base 234 to 770 and encodes 178 amino acids. The transcript has a single exon. Lineage: Eukaryota; Metazoa; Echinodermata; Crinoidea; Comatulida; Comatulidae.